AUGCCCCGACUCCCGCCUUCAUUGACUCGCCUCUUGUCGCGGCCACCGUCGCUGCAGACCGUUUCGUCCACGCUACGGCCAUUCGCCGCUGCCUCCGCCAUGCAGGUGUCGAACACCAUAACAAAAUUACCAUUCAUCACACAUCCAUUUUUGAAAUCUGCGAAUCCGUCCUUUUUGGCGUCGGCAUGGCGGACAACGUCUCUUCAGCCGCCGACCAUCCUAUGGUCUGUAGUACAGGCGCGAUUUGGUGCUCGCGGGGCGGAAUACCAGCCCUCGCAACGUAAACGCAAGCGCAAACACGGCUUUUUGGCGAGGAAACGUAUAUACACACACGACUAG
Pleurotus ostreatus (oyster mushroom) is the source of this 339-nucleotide messenger RNA. RefSeq lists its product as uncharacterized. Bases 1 to 339 code for a protein of 112 amino acids. The record is from RefSeq and is a predicted model, not a curated record. NCBI's taxonomy places the organism in Eukaryota, Fungi, Basidiomycota, Agaricomycetes, Agaricales, Pleurotaceae. The transcript has 3 exons. Gene Ontology annotation, molecular function: structural constituent of ribosome. Gene Ontology annotation, cellular component: ribosome. Gene Ontology annotation, biological process: translation.